Molecule: messenger RNA, 903 nt
Organism: Williopsis jadinii
Lineage: Eukaryota; Fungi; Ascomycota; Saccharomycetes; Phaffomycetales; Wickerhamomycetaceae
Gene: TEL1
Product: DNA-binding protein kinase TEL1
Exons: 1
Coding region: 1-903 (300 amino acids)
Biological process (GO): negative regulation of TORC1 signaling; telomere maintenance; DNA damage checkpoint signaling
Cellular component (GO): nucleus
Molecular function (GO): protein binding; protein serine/threonine kinase activity
Source: RefSeq, a predicted model, not a curated record
AUGCAACAGGUUUUCAGCAAAGUUAACACUAUAUUUGAGAAUGAGAAGGAGACACGAAAGAGAUUUUUGAGGAUAAGAACCUACAAGAUUGUUCCUCUUGGUCCUCAAGCUGGUGUUCUUGAAUUUGUUGCAAAUUCCAUCCCAUUGGCAGAUAUCUUGAAGAAAUAUCACGAGAAGGACAGCCUAGGCUUCAACGAUGCUCGCUCGAUGAUGAGAGACGUACAAGAUCAAAGCAUUAGGAAGAGGGUUUCGGUUUACUUGGAGAUUUGCAAGAAGAUACCUCCUGUCUUUAGGCAAUUCUUCAUUGAUACUUUCCUCGACAUUGAUGAUUGGUUCAGGUCUCGUGAGGUGUAUACGCGAGGGGUUGUGUCAACUUCGAUGGUUGGCCAUAUAAUGGGCAUUGGGGACCGUCAUUUGAACAAUAUUCUAAUUGAUAAGAAAACUGGUGAACCGAUUCAUAUCGAUUUUGGUGUCGCAUUUGAUCAGGGUAAACUACUGCCUGUUCCUGAACGUGUCCCCUUCAGACUCACAAGAGAUAUCGUCGAUGGUUUAGGAUGUACUGGUGUUGAAGGAAGUUUCCGUAAGAAGUCUGAACACGUCUUUCGUGUUCUGAGAAGUAACCACGACAAGUUGAUGGGCAUUUUGAACGUUUUACGAUACGAUCCUUUGUACUCAUGGGUGAUAUCUCCUAUUAGGAAGCAAAGGGUCCAAACCUGUAAUAGUUUUGAGGAAAUUAGCGGAAACGAUGAUUCUGAUGUUGCAGUUAGAACCCUGAGAACAGUUCAGGAUAAGUUAAACGCUGGUGGGCUGAGUGUUGAAGCAUCUGUUCAGGAGUUGAUUGCACAAGCGACUGAUAUUGAGAAUCUUGCAGUUAUCUAUAUGGGAUGGACCCCAUUUUAUUGA